Molecule: messenger RNA, 4864 nt
Organism: Spodoptera littoralis (African cotton leafworm)
Lineage: Eukaryota; Metazoa; Arthropoda; Insecta; Lepidoptera; Noctuidae
Source: the annotation of a GenBank genome assembly
GAAACAAUGUUUAAUCUGUUACAUUAAUUUUAUGUGAGUGUGUGAGUGGCAUUCUAAAUUCGAAAAUGACAGCAACGAUUUAUUUUCGCGCCAGAAAAUUAAAAAUGGUGGCAAUUUACGUUUUAUAUUAUGUGUUUAAAAUAAAAUUGAAAUGAUGACGUUUUAAAUAAGUGGUAUUGUAAAAAUAUUAGCAAAAAUGUGAACUAGUGACAUGGAAUCAUUGUUUUGUAAUUGAAUAAUACUGUUUUAGUGUGUGUUGUGUGAGCAUAAAUUGGAUUUAAAUAAUUUUAUUUAGCAAAGAUGUCGUCAUAGAAGAUGGCGUUGAAACUGAAAUACAAGGACGAACACGGCGUCGUGCAAAUAAACAUGUCGCCGACGUCCAGCCCGAAGGAACCCGACAAAGACCUGACAGGACCGAAGUUCGACACCAUCAACAACAGAUUCGCACAGUACGACCUCUUUGGAGGGAAGUAUGAUGUCGACUCGGGAGGGGAGACGCCACGGUCACUCUUCCGAAGCCGCUACAACUCCAUCGAGGAGGAACUCGCCAACACUCCGUACGCCUUCACGACCGACCGCUCACUCAGACUCAACAGCGCGAACAAACUCGACAUUACGAUCCAAUCGCGCGACGAGACAUCACCGUCUAAAGACAUACAAGACGACCGAUUCUUCAAACGCCGAUUAAGUUUGGAAUACGAUGAAUCGUUAUUCGGGCCGCAAAUCGAUUUUAAAGUGAACGAUUCUGGAACUCCUGCGUUUACUGUGACGCAGCUGAUCCACGCUCAGGAUCGAUAUUUCGAUUUAUCGGGCCGACAAUCGGAGAGCCCUUGUGGUAAAGUGUGUUCGGAAGUGCAUGUGCCAAGUCCUAAGAGGAAUGAGGAGGCGUUCAGGGUGCUGUCUGCUGAUGUGAAGAGUGGGAGACAGGAACCGGUGCCUGUGGCUAAACCCGCGGUGCCAACCUCAAAGCGAAAGAAGGAGACUUCGUUUGCGAUCCUUGCGGAGACGCCAGUGUCGCGGCCCACCAGCCCGCGGUCGCUGCCCGUCGACAUCAGGACCCGUAGGGUCUCGCCCUUCAGAGGUCGUGGUUUCCGCGAAGAGACAUCACGGCACAACACUCCGAGGACUUCAGCAGCGAACUCCAGAGCGAACUCACCUCCGAGAAGAAGAACAAACUCAUUAUCGAGGAUAGACAACAUGGCACAGACUGCCACAUUACCUCUACCUAUACACAACCUACCAAGACCACAUUCUCCUAGAAACUUCUUAAAAGAAAACAUUGAAGAAGUGAGAGAACUAAGUGAGCUGAACAGAGAAAAACAUGAAGCAGAAGCUGAAAGGAAAAGAAUAGAAGAAGAAGAAGCUAUACUUAAAGAAAUGGGAGUUUUAGACAAGUCCAAAUCUGGUUCCAGAAGCGUGGUUGGUUCCAGAACGAAUUCUAGAAGUAACUCUCCAAGUAAAAUAAAUUUGAGAUCGAGAGAUAAUUCUCCUUCAGCGAUACUUCAUUACGAGAAUAUCCCUGCUAAUAGCAGGGAGUUUGUGAACGCUGAUGAUGGAAUUAGACAACCAGUUACACAUAGGUCUCGAGUUCGAUCGGUCUCUAAAUCUCAACCUCAGUCCAACAAUGGAUCGCCAAAACAUUCCAAGAUUCCAAAACGACAAAGCUCUGUUUCUCCAACAAGAACUACAUCAAAACCAUCGGUGUAUAGACAACCCUUUGAGAAUAACUUGAACAAAAAUCAAAGGUUUAUUUCCAGUAGUACUAGCAGUAUUCAUGAGACCAUUCGAAUUGGGAGUCAGGUCCAUGAUAAAAGAGGAAGUAAAAGUACUCAACACUUAAGCAUAUCUCCUGCUCACAUUAAAGGCAAGCCUCCAAUUUCUCCUGGAAGAGGAGGCCCGCCACCUUCAAACAGAGUUAUCAAUGCUAAAAGACUAUCUCCCAUAGUUGGAACUCCAAACAAGAGUCCUAUAGAUGACUUAAAACCGAACUCGGCAAGACCGAAUGCAAAACCUACACCUGUGCCAAGAAAAUCAGUUAAGACAGCUGGUAACACACCUGCUACAUCUAGAUUGAAUUCUAGACAGCCUAGCAGGACUGUUAGUAGAGACCCAAGUCCAGAUAAGCGUAAAACCAAAACAGUGACAAAACCUGUGACUAGUGCCACCACAAAGCCGGUGAGCAGAGUAGCAAGUACUAGAACUACACAGAAGCCUACAACUGUUAAUAAACCAGAACCCAAAAAACCGGUUAGUCGAACAAACAGUAUGAAAAGUCUGACAAGGACACCCAGUACGAAGAACUUGGCGGAGAAACCGCCCCUGAAAAAGAACAACAGUAAGAAAGACCUAAGCGAGAAAGCACAAUCUACAAGCAAAAUAAACGAAGUUGGUACUAAGAAAGAUUCUAUCAAGAAAAAAGACUCCGCCAAAGGAAGAGAUGAAACCGACAAAGGUAAAGUAAAAAGUACGAGAAGUACAGAUUCGAUGACUGAUUCUGAUAAUGUAUCAAAACAAGACAACGAAACACAGUACGAUAAAAUUACGAACGAAAAAGGUGAACUCGUUAUAAUGACGAAGAAAAACAUAAUCUCGAUGACAACUGCCGCAAUAACUUCUCAGCCAUUAGAACUUGUCUCUACGGUCACUAAUCAGUUACCAGCGGCUUUUGAAAAAGCUAGAGAAAAAGGUAUUUUUGAAAGAUUGAGUUCCAAAGACUCUCUUGUAGGCAAAGAAGAUACUACAAAUGAAAAACCUGUUAAUGCUGAGAAGGAUAAAGAAAAGCCACAAAAACAUAAAGAUGCUUCAGAAGAAAAAGAAAAGGUUGAAGAGAAAAAGCCUCCACCGAGACAUAACAAACCUAACAACCAUGAUAAGCCUUUAUACGCUGAAGACCAAGUUAAACUAAAACUUCUACAGGGUCCGUUUAACAACCCUCAAAUUGAACGAGCGAAACAAAAAAUUGAAGCCAUUUUAAAAGAGCCAGAAAUAUCGACAGAAAACAUACUGACUGCUUCAGCAAAAACAAGAGAAGUCAAAAAUACUUUUAAAGAGGUAGCUGAUAACGCAAAGACCGAAGUCAAAGAAGCGAAAGACGAGGCAGCAAAUAAGCUGACAGAAAUCAAAGAUCAAGUUGUCAAACAGAACGAAAAAAUGACUGAAGAAAUACGUUCAGAAGUAACGAAAAUUGUCGAUAGUAUAAUCACGCCAGUUGAAGAGCCGAAAGAUGUUCCAGAGAAAAAAGAAAAAGUUAAAGAUGUUCCUAAGAAGAUGGAAGAAGUAAAGAAAGAUAUAAUUGAACCAAUAGUGACGGUGGUUAAUGAAAAAAAGAAGAAUGGUGGUGCAGCCAUUGCUGAGAAAGUGAAUGAAACGCUUGUGAAGGGAGAAGGAGAAGUUGAGGUGUUGAGUUCCAACGUGUCCACUCCAGGAGUUGACAAGAUAAGAGUUCAGAAGAAGGAUGGCAACGGGUCUGAUAAGUCUGCUCAAAGUAAUGGCGGGUUCCCACAAAGCACAAGCACAACCCCAAAGCCUCCAGCGAGGACCAAGAAAGAAGCCAAAGAGACCCCACCACCAGAACAACGAGACACUUCUGAACCAGUGGACGCAGCAGAAGACAAACCAAAAGAACCAAACUUCUGUCAAAGGCUAAUGAAAAAAUGCAAGACUAAAUGCUGUGCUUGUUGCACUAAAGGAGAAGAAUCUGAAGAAGACGGAGAUAAAGAUAAAGAGAGACAGAAAGAAGAAAUGAAAGAAGAAAAGAAAGGCAUGAUGAGUAAACUGAAUUGUUGUAAGAAGCAGGUUGAUGAAGAAAAGGCUGAGCAAGAAGUUAGGGAUUUGGAAAGGGCUGCUGGUAAAGCCUCGAUAGAAUACGAAAACGAAACGAAACCAAAGCGCACGUUACGCGACGUGUUCUGUGGUUGUUGCGGGCGACGGCGACGUGUAGCAGACACUGGAUCCAUGCCGCGCAAUGUUGCGGAGUCCAUGUCGCCCGCGCCUGAGGAGACAGGCUGCUUUGCUGUAAUAACCGCUUGUGUACGUGGUUGCGUGGCAUGUGUCGGCGACACUCCGAGCAGUCCUCCAGUCGACGCACGAGCAUGUUCUCCAAGAACAAGAGCAUGUCGCCUACGUUACCGCCUGAGCCUACCGCGUCAGAUAUACUCUCGAAACCCGAACUACCCAAUCACAAUGCAAGGCAAUAACAAGCUUAGGGUGACCCCUGUACCUUCACCACGGCCUUCCAUACAAGUGUCGCCUCGUGGAACCCCUAAUCCGUCUCCCAUACCAUCACGGAAAGCUUCCAGAAUACUCAUUACUAAGGAUUUCAUGAAGAAAGAUGUGGAAAUUGAAGAAGACAUUGAGGACACUCGUACGAAGCUGGACACGUCCCUGGUGGAGCAUACAAGCGUGAUGCGCGGCGCCAUUCCUGUGCUGCCCAUAGUGCUUGCAUACUUCUGUCUCUUCUGCAACAUCGUUAUACCUGGACUCGGUUCGUUCGUGAUCAAUUUGCUGGUAGGUUGUGGCCAGCUGUUCACGGUGCUGUUCUGUCUCGUCGGCUGGGGCUGGUCCAUCUGGUGGGGAGUCAUCAUGGUCAAGACUUCACGUAAAUACCGCAAGCUAAAAAGGGAGGCGGAAGCUGCAGAGGCAGAAGCAGCGCCCCCUGUGACAACCAACAAUCACACGAGAGCGUAACAUAUGACUUAAAUUAUCUAAUUACUCAUUGAGUAAGUUACAAAUUUUUAAACAUAAUGUCUUUGACGAUAUGACUAAGAAAUGAUGUAAAAUCCUUUUUGACUAAUUCUUCGUAAAUUAGCAAACGCUGUGACCAAUAUUUUUCUUAGAAUAUUAAAAAAGACCACUUCAUUUCUGG